GUAAUGAUUAUUCGUAUUACACGUGCAAUCCAUGCCAAGUGACUUUUAACUUCGUUUCUCUCUUUCGAUCGUGUCGCGGAGCAGAGCAAGCAUGGUGUCCAAAGCAAGCGACUCUUCCUCUAAAACCAAAUAUUUCCAGAAAUCCCAUGGAGAACAUUCAAAUGAGGGCAUUGGGAACUUGUCUCACAAGCUAAAUCAGCUUAAGAAGCAAAUUCAAGCGGAGAGGCUUAUUGCAGUAAAAGAAAAAGUUGAGAAGAACAGGAGGAAGUUAGAAACUCAUGUUUCCCAGCUUAUACUGGCGACAUCAAGAAAUAAUGUUUCAUCUGCAGAAUGGAACGGACAUGGGAGAAUACUUUCUUCAAGAAUCAAUUAUCCACUCUGCAAGUAUGGAGGAUUUACUCAAGGACCAGGAGAUGGAUACUUUAUGAAUGGUCAUGAAAUCGUAUACUCUACUAGUAGUAGUAUCAAUCUUCCACAUAUUGAGAAAAUACCCCCGUAUACCACCUGGAUAUUCUUGGAUCGAAAUCAGAGAAUGGCCGAGGAUCAAUCUAUCGUUGGUAGGAGACGCAUUUAUUAUGAUCAGCAUGGUAGCGAGGCACUUGUUUGUAGUGACAGUGAAGAAGAUCUUGUAGAGCCAGAAGAAGCAAAACACGAAUUUACUGAGGGCGAAGAUCGUGUUCUACAGAUGGCUUUUGAGGACCAUGGCCUCGAUGAGCAAGUACUGAACAUUGUGAGUCAGUUUAUUGGAGUGACUAGUACAGAAAUUGAGGAGCGUUACAGCACGCUUAGGAAAAAAUUCCAUGAGAAACAUGACCUGAACUUGAAAGAUUCUGGGGACUCUGGAUGUGAAAGGAGCAUAAUGUUGGAUAAGAGCCUUAGUGCUGCUUUAGACUCUUUUGAUAACCUUUUUUGUCGUCGUUGUUUGUUAUUUGACUGUCGACUGCAUGGCUGUUCCCAAACUUUGAUGAAUCCUAGUGAAAAGCAGACGUAUUGGUCUGAAUACGAAGAUGACAGAAAACCCUGCAGUGAUCAGUGUUACCUUCAGGUAAGAGUUGUUAAAAACUUGUCAGAAGGUUCAUUUAGCUCUGACUGGCGUGAGAAGAAAGUUAUGGCUUUAGAAGAUAAUGGGAGGGUGAUUAUGGCCAGUGAUGCUGACAAGCCAAAAGCUGCUGAAGAGACCAACUGCACACAAGUUGCAGAAACAGUGACACCUGUUAGUACUUCCGAAGAUGCUGCUGAAGCUUCUAAUAGUAAUUUGGAUGAAACUGCAGAGGUAAUAGACACUGGAGAACAUGUGGGAAAGCGAAAAAUCUUACGACAUGCUAAUGCUGCACAAGAUACUUCAGCAAAUGCUCCAAAGGAAUUUCAGGAUUCUUCGAGUAAAAGACAGAGGAAACUAUUGCCUUUGGAUGUAGUUACUGCAGCUAGUGGAGCUAUGCCAAGUUUGGAUCACAAUUCCACUGGUGUUGUCGGAAAAAUUGAACUUCAGAUGACUGGAAAAAGCGCUCUAAGUGAAUCUACUGCACACAUGUCGAAGGAGAGCGUGGAUGUUAAUGGAGCCAAAGACAUUACAGAAGUUCAUGAACCAAGCUCUUCUUCUUCUCCAGGAGGAUAUCUUGGAGGGACUGCAGUUGGUUCUGAGUGGAAACCUAUUGAGAAAGAAUUAUACUUCAAGGGAGUGGAGAUGUUCGGGAAAAACAGUUGCCUUAUAGCCAGGAAUUUGCUCUUGGGCUUGAAGACUUGCAUAGAAGUAUCAAACUACAUAUGUAGCAGUGGAGCUACAGCACCUCAUAGAUCUCUUGCACCAAGUUUGUCUCUGGAAGAAUAUGGGAAGAGUGAAACAGACAAUACGGAGCAAGAGAUGCCAACAAGGUCACGUUUACUUCGUAGAAGGGGCAGAACACGAAAGCUUAAAUAUUCCUGGAAGUCUGCAGGCCAUCCAUCAAUUUGGAAAAGAAUUGCUGAUGGGAAAAGCCAGUCAUGUAAGCAGUACUCCCCAUGUGGAUGCCAGUCUAUGUGUGGAAAGCAAUGCCCUUGUCUACAUAAUGGAACAUGCUGUGAAAAAUAUUGUGGGUGCUCAAAGAGCUGUAAAAACCGAUUUCGGGGAUGCCACUGUGCAAAGAGUCAAUGCAGAAGCAGACAAUGUCCAUGUUUUGCUGCUGGACGUGAAUGUGACCCGGAUGUUUGUCGAAACUGCUGGGUUAGUUGUGGAGAUGGUUCAUUAGGUGAGCCACCAAGGCGAGGAGAUGGCCAAUGUGGCAACAUGCAGCUUCUUCUUAGGCAGCAGCAGAGGAUCCUCUUGGCAAAGUCCGACAUUGCUGGAUGGGGAGCCUUUCUAAAGAAUCCAGUCAACAAAAAUGAUUAUCUUGGAGAGUACACUGGUGAACUGAUUUCUCACAGAGAAGCAGAUAAGCGUGGAAAAAUGUAUGAUCGUGCAAAUUCGUCAUUCCUUUUUGACUUGAAUGAUCAGUAUGUUCUUGAUGCUUAUCGUAAAGGAGACAAGCUGAAAUUUGCAAACCACUCGUCCAACCCUAACUGCUAUGCCAAGGUAAUGCUUGUGGCUGGAGAUCAUCGAGUUGGGAUUUUUGCCAAGGAGCAUAUUGAAGCCAGUGAAGAGCUGUUCUACGACUAUCGCUAUGGUCCUGAUCAAGCCCCUGCAUGGGCCCGGAAACCCGAGGGUUCCAAGAGAGAUGAUUCGUCAGUGUCCCAAGGUAGAGCAAAGAAGCACCAAUCGCAUUGACGAGGUACUGACAAUGUUUUGUUUUAUAUAUUCAGAGCAUGUUUCUGGCGGUAUUCUACUGGCUCACUUGUGUCAGCUACGAGCAAUGGAGAUCUUCAUUGUGGGCAAGCCGGUACCUAUUCAUGAAGCAUUUAUAUAUUUAUUGUUGAAUUGUUCUUCAAGACAUAGGUGUCAAGCAAUAAUGUUUAUCGAACUUUGUGAUUUAACUUAGCAAUAAGCUGGAGAUUUUUCUGGCAGUACUCUAAUAGAGCAACGUAUAUAGCUGUUUGUUGGAAAAGGUUUGUAAUGUUAUAGCAGUUGUAUGUACAGUGUACUGUUGAAGACCUAUAUCCGAUUAUAAUGAUAAUAAAUGAAAUUAUUAUAGGUA
This is a messenger RNA of Tripterygium wilfordii, 3107 nucleotides long. RefSeq names its product histone-lysine N-methyltransferase EZA1. The transcript is spliced from 17 exons. Gene Ontology annotation, cellular component: PcG protein complex. The record is from RefSeq and is a predicted model, not a curated record. Lineage: Eukaryota; Viridiplantae; Streptophyta; Magnoliopsida; Celastrales; Celastraceae. Gene Ontology annotation, molecular function: protein binding; histone methyltransferase activity. Bases 92 to 2740 code for a protein of 882 amino acids. Gene Ontology annotation, biological process: chromatin remodeling.